Scylla paramamosain (green mud crab) is the source of this 2572-nucleotide messenger RNA. RefSeq lists its product as uncharacterized. The transcript has 11 exons. Lineage: Eukaryota; Metazoa; Arthropoda; Malacostraca; Decapoda; Portunidae. The record is from RefSeq and is a predicted model, not a curated record. The coding region runs from base 285 to 1418 and encodes 377 amino acids. Gene Ontology annotation, molecular function: ligand-gated monoatomic ion channel activity. Gene Ontology annotation, cellular component: membrane.
UAAUGCACGGGACCACGGUCAGCGCGAGGCGGCCAGGAAAUAAACCGAACUGUGACAUUUUCGAGGAAUGCUUCAAUGUUAUAAUGUCAGUUGAGGGUAGAGAUCAAAAGUUCAAUGACAAUGGAGUAAUCUGAUUAAAUAUAACUCGCUCGGUCACACUGCGCUCGCUUCACCUACAUGGGAAUAAAUAAUUCCCGCAGACCGCAGACGACUGAGCAGAGACCAGGCGUGAAUUGCUGGCUGGCCGCCCCGUGAUAUUUCCAGAGGAAGGGACUCUGGGAGAAAUGGUGACCUCCAUCUCAAGAGUGGUGACGUUGCUGGUGGUUGCUGCUUCUGCUGCUGAGGUGUUUGCUGUGACGCGUUACGAGGAUUUUCAGCGCUGUGACUCGUGGUGCGUCAGUGGGCGUUCAGUUCUAACGAGGCUUAGGAAAGGUGACGGAAGGAUGGCGAUGACAGACUCCCCGAAAGAAGUGUUUCCGCCACGCUUAGUGCUUCAGGCUUUGGAGGACGCGAUGAGUGUGGCGAUGUGGAACAGCCUUUUGGUGGUGCUUCAUGACGGUCAGCCUAGCACGGAGAGUGUGCUGCAGGAAGUCCUGGCCAGCCUCAAUGUGCCGGUCAUCCUCAUGGACUUGGGGAAUUCAGAUGUGACCGAGGCCGCGUGGUUCGGGGACUUUAACAGUGCCUUCUUUGUCCACCUUCUUAUAUUCGGCGACCCAGAUGCUGUGGAGGACUUCCUGGAAUCCGUGCCCGAACACACGUGGGCGCCACGACACCUCCUGCUCCUCAACACCAACUGGUCAUUGAACGCGGCCACGAUCCUGGGUCAUCCCAGCCUUCGCCACUCCUCCUUCCUCACCCUCCUGCAGCCACACCUGAAGGCAGGAGGGACGCCCGUCUACCGCAUUCUCACCUACGAAACAUUUAAACCGGGAAACAAGAUUGUCCAGCGAGGAAAUUUAAGUUCGUCGUCUUCGUUUAGUUCCCUCUUUCCUGACCGCUUCUCCACCUUCCACGGCCACCACUUCCUCCUCUCCAGCUGGGUUGAUGACUUUCCAUAUAUCAUUAAAGGCGAGACAUUAAACGACACUUAUGGAAUGGGUGUCAACAUGCUCAACGACAUUUCAAGCAUCUAUAACUUUACGUACCAGUUAUCCGAAGAGUCCCAGGAUGGUAUGUGGGGCGACCUGAGCAACGGGUCCUGGCGGGGUAUGAUCGGCGAGGUGAAGAGGGAGGAAAGAGAUUUUUGCAUCAAUGUGAUGAGCAUCACGCAAGAUCAGUUUCGUGUCGUGGACUUCAGCGUGCCCUACAGUGUGGAUGGUUUCUCUUUUUUGCUGAGGAAUCCACUUCCUCCCCCGAGGUGGUGGUCCAUCGUCUUCCCGCUGAGGCAAAUAAUUAGCCGAAAACUCUACCGUGUUUAACUAGCCAAAUAUAAAUGCAGCUGCUGUAACUUAUAAUAAGAAUGAUAUGCAUUUGAAUUCUUUGAAAUUUAAACUUACUAGAAUGUGAAGACAAUAUACAUAUUUCAUUAACAAUUACCUGUGGCCUGGACAUGGCCGCUUCUGUCUUCAAUAUGUAUGAAUGCAUAUACUAUUGCUGGUGCACCGUGUCGGGAUCAAUGGGCAGCUGGGAGACAUGGGUCGCCGUCCUGUUGUGUGUGCUGACGUUGCCAUGCCCUCUACUUCUGCUUGUCAAGCUUGGUGAGUCAUCUCCCUGUCAAGUUAACGUGGAGUCUAAGGCCUCGCUCAGCAGGAUGUAUCUGGAGGUGGCGAGGACAAUCCUUCGCCAGGACGCGGUACAUCUUUCAUCAGCUACCUCCGUCAGGAUCUUCUUGAGCGCCUGGUGGCUGGCGGUGAUGGUGCUGUUUAUCUCCUACACCGGAAACUUGGUAGCGUACAUCACAGUGCCCGCCGAGCCACAGAUGCUGACCACGGUGGAGCAGCUGACAGAGUCGGAUAUCAAACCCAUAAUGCUGGACUACGGAACAUUCAUACCCGCGUUACUGAGUACCUCAAAGGACCGAACGUUGAGAAAGCUAGGCGAAAAAUUGCUCCUCAUCCCCGAUUACGCUGACUCUGCAUUUAAUUUGGUGCAAAAAGGAGGAUACGCUUUCUUGGAGGGAGCGGAGUACUUCAGAUACACCGUUAUCACUCACCGUGUCACCAAUGUUUACUUUCUUCAGGAGAUGCUCUUUCCUACUUACAUAGGAUGGAUCUUCCCUAAAAACACGGCCUGGAAGCACAAGUUUGACCUUUACAUACAGAGAUUUGUUGAAGCAGGCUUCAUCCCUUUCUGGAAAAAAUGGCUUGCAGAUAACUUGCGAAAGAAAAUGAAUAUGACGCAAAGCCAGGCAGGGGUGAGUCAGGAGAGAAGACCGCUCAACCUUGACGACUUAAAGGGAGUGUUCUUGGUGUAUCUAGCGGGGCUCGUGGCUGUCUUGGUGGCUGGUGCCUCGGAAGUUCUACAUCAUCACCAAGAUCUUAUUAACGGCGGAAGAAAAUAAAUCAUAGCCAUCCAUGGGUACAUUGCACUGGCUUUGUUUUCAGACACACACACACACACACACACACACACA